Molecule: messenger RNA, 6113 nt
Organism: Paralichthys olivaceus (Japanese flounder)
Lineage: Eukaryota; Metazoa; Chordata; Actinopteri; Pleuronectiformes; Paralichthyidae
Source: RefSeq, a predicted model, not a curated record
AAGGUUUUAUAAUAUAAUAUAACAUGGUGAUGUACAAUGAGUUGUGAUGUGUGCAAACACAGUCCGUAGGAGCAGCAGUUUUUUUCUGUGUGAUAUAAGUGUGCAAAUGGCAAUGGUAGUGAAGAAGGCGUCAACAGGUGUAAAUAUAAUGUCAUUAAGUGUGGUCCAAUGAUAGAGUUGUGUGAUAAAGUGUGUCAUUUGUGUAGAUAUUGGUCUCCAGCCCCAGGAGGAAGAAGCUGGACCCGGCUGUAGCCUCUAGGUGGCGCCAGGGGGCCUCGGUGCUGCACACGAAGCGUACGAUCCAAACGGGCUGCGUUAGCUUCGCUGUCAUGACGUUGGGAUGUUUUUUUUCCUCCUCUCCACCGUCAACGAGACACCGAACACCGACAUCCACGAAGCCCGUCGCUCCCUGAACCACAUCCAGCGUGAGGUCGGCUCCGCGUCCCGCCUGGUCCUGGAGGUACGUGUUUUAACGGCGGGCGGCUCGGUGCUGCUCACCGGGGACACUGCGCAGCGUCAAACCGCGGCGUUAGCCCGUUAGCUCGGGUUAGCAUGCUCGGCUACUUUGACGGCGGAAAGAGUCGAGGUAACGCCGGCGUUUCUCUCUCCCCCCACCCCCCCACUCCCACCACCCCCCGGUGUCCGGGGGCCACAGAGCUGGAAUAGAGGAACAGCCGUGGGUUUAAAAGUAAAACGACGGGACACGAUGUCUCGACGUUUUCUUUUAAUUUGAGUCCCGGUGUAAGAUGAGUGUAGCAGACCAAGCUAGCUAGCGUGUUGUCAGGCUAAGGUCAAGAAGCUGGCCAGUCUGACGGCUAACGCUAACAAACAUGGUUUCCUGCCAGCGGGUCUGUAAACGUGUUGUGUGACAGCUCGUCUCGUAACUUCACCGUGACUGGCUGACAUCGACGCAGUCUGACGGGUCCAGCCCGGAGCCUGGAGCGGUGUCGUGUUCGGCAUUCAGCGGAAGUGGUGACCUUGCCUAAUUGACACACUGCUGCUUCUGCCCACCCCCCAUCUCUGCCCCCCCCCACCCCCUGUCGGGAUUGGGUGUCCGUGCUGCCGGCAGUGGAUUGGAGCACUCUGAUUGGAGGUUUUGCGAGGUGGUUUUUCGGUCUGGCGCCGCCUCCCCCCGGGGCCGGCGUGCGCUCCCAGCAGCCCGUGGUGCCCUGUGCCCCCCCUUCCCCGUCACUACACAACAGAGCCCAUGCCCAGGGAGGAGGCGCAGUGCGUCCACCAGGAGCCAUGUGCCUCCCUCACACCAACAACAUGGACAACAAGCUACAGGGUGCGGGACAGGGGGGAGGGGCUUCACUUCGACUACGAGCAGGUGGCGUUCCACUGGAGCCCUUCAUACACCAGGUGGGGGGUCACACCAGUAUGAUGCGUUAUGAUGACCACACAGUGUGUAAACCUCUGAUCAGCAGAGAGCAGCGAUUCUACGAGUCUUUGCCUCCAGAGAUGAAGGAGUUCACUCCUGAGUAUAAAGGCAUAGUGCUGGUUUGUUUUGAAGGUGAUUCUGACGGCUACAUCAACCUGGUGGCCUACCCUUACGUGGAGAGCAACAUGGAGGGAGGGGCUGGUGAUCACGAGGAGCGUGAACCUCCUGAGAGGGAGCAGCCGAGGAGGAAACACUCCCGUCGCAGCCUCCACCGCUCCUCCUCCUCUUCUGAACACAAGGAUGAGCGGCCUGACAAGAGGGAGUCACACGAAACCGACACCUCUGAAAAUCUUGCAGAGCUGAAGAGUCCCAGGCUCGACCCAAAGAUCCACUCCGACGUUCCCUUCCAGAUGUUGGACUGGAACAGUGGUUUGACAUUAGAGAAGAUCAGCCAUAACCCCUGGGGCCUCCGUUGUCACAAACAGCAGCUCAGUCGCAUGAGGUCUGAGUCCAAGGACCGCAAACUCUUUAAGUUCCUAUUGUUGGAGAACGUGGUUCACCACUUCUCUUACCCCUGCAUCCUGGACCUGAAGAUGGGCACCAGGCAGCACGGAGACGACGCCUCCGAGGAGAAGGCGGCCAGGCAGAUGAAGAAAUGUGAACAGAGCACUUCAGCGACGCUGGGGGUCAGAGUGUGUGGCAUGCAGGUGUACCAGCUGAACACUGGUCACUACCUCUGCAGGAACAAGUACUACGGCCGCGGCCUGUCGAUCGAAGGGUUCCGCCAGGCCCUCUACCAGUACCUGCACAACGGAAAGGGCCUGAGGCAGGACCUCUUUGAGCCAAUCCUGAAUAAGCUUCGCAGCCUAAUGGCGGUGCUGGAGAGGCAGGCUUCCUAUCGCUUCUACUCGUCUUCGCUGCUCAUCAUCUAUGAGGGAAAGGAAACUGAGGGCCCCUCAGUCCACAGCUCUGGGCAGCACACAGCCUGGCAACAGAAGACUCCUCUGGCCCCUACAGAGCCCGGCCCCGGGCCCUACACUCCCCCGGCCCCCGACACUCCCUGUCAAACGGACAUGAGCCAGAACCCGGUGUCGCUGUCCUCUCAAGGGUCUGGACCAACGGCUCCGCCCUCCUCCGCCCCCCAUCCUCCCCCACAAGCCCCAACCACCACUUCAGACUGCCACUCCUUCUCCCCCCCUACACCCUCGCAUCACCCCCGUCCAGACUCCUCCUCCCUGUCCACUUCUCCCACUUUAAUUUCCUUGCCCCCUCCUCCUGCCCCACCAAAGCAGCCCCCCCUUGUGGACGUUCAUAUGAUCGACUUCGCCCACUCCACCUUCAAGGGUUUCCGCGGGGACACAGCGGUGCACGACGGGCCGGACCGGGGCUACAUGUUCGGACUGGAGAGCCUGGUCCGGAUCCUGGAGAGCCUGCGGGACGGCAACCUGCCCUAGCUCUGCACGCACACACACAUGCACACACACACACACACACACACACACACACACUGCUCGUUGUGAGUUUGCUUAGGUCAUGCUGCUGAGACAUCUCAGCUGUAAAUAUGGAACAGGGUUCUCCAGGAUGUCACCAUGGAAACAUGGGCAUUCUACAGGAAAGUAGUUACUAUAGCAACGGGCAGGAGGUGAGACAGUUGAGCUCUGGAACACCUCUGCACCACACACACUGGUUGUGCAUCUUUACUUGUGAGGACCCUCACUGACAUAAUUCGUUCUCUUGCUCCUGAAGUUAACCAUCACAACUAAAGCCCAAACUCCAGUACUCAACUAAAACCAAAAGUUCACACACAAUCUUCAUCAAUCAGAAAAAUCAUAGAUUAACAAAACCUUCUUGGUCGAAGUAAUAACUCCUAACACCAAAUCAAACUUUGAAGGAUUUAAGGACCAGACGAGGUGCCCUCAUGGUCCUCAUAAACAUAGACAAUCAACAGCAGACAGACAUACACACUUACAGUAAACACACACACACACUUACAGUAAACACACACACACACACACACUAAACACACACACACACACACACAUCCUGGGAACAUUUAUCUCUGGAGCUGCACCGUGGAGGAGAGAAACAACCAUUCAGCUCAAUCCCAGGGACCGCCCACUGACAGCACACAAUCACGUAACUCACCCCCCGACACCCCUCACCCCUCAUCCCCCUCACACCUCUGCCUACUCCUCACCCCUCUUUCUCUACACAAACCAAACCUGGACAGGUGAACAGACUCUUUCAGCGUUACCUCCAAGACGCACUCAGAACCACAAACAAGCAUCUGUUAAAGCAAUAGAUGGCGAUGAUAGAUGGCAACUUUUUUUCUCGGGCAGUGCAGAGGGCGACAUCGCCCACAGGGAGAAAUGCGUCAGAAGUGUGCAUCAUAGCAGUUAGACUUUAAGGAAAGAGUAAAGAUCAUUUUUAAAAACGCUAUAUGUCCGUUUUUGGGGCUUAAAGUAGUCGGUGUCCUGUGAAAAUCAUCCCCUCUAUUGUGUCAGUGUCAGUUUCCCAAAUCCAGUCUAGUGAUAUUCUAUAUUUUUCAUCCUGUCAACAAACCCCAUGAAUAUCUAUCGGAUCAACAGGUCAUGUUUCAGUGUAAAAGUCUGAUUGAUCUUGUUCCUUUGUGCCAAAACACAUCACUUUUACAUUGGAUCACAUGUUCAGUGAAAAUCAACAAACACAUUCGACUGAAGUUCACUUGCACCAUCCUGCUGCUGGACACACUCACGAAAGACCCAAAAUACGUUUUAAUGUGCUGCUGAAAGACGUCCCCAGCAAACGCACUACUUCCUGGUGUUUGCUGGAAAGUUGCGAUUGAGUGUUUUUUUAUAGAACAGUAGAUUUGUGUGUUUCAUGCUUUUAUUCUCUGGCUGACGGGAGAGAGAUGAUCAGAAACGACUCUUGUCUGCAGAUGUUGCAGGUCGUGGUCUGCACUUCAACCCCUGAGCUCCCCUUCGAAGUUCAUCCUUAAACUUGUCUGUCAGCAGCCAACAAUAAUCUUCCCACAGCCUCGGUUCAGCAGCUGCUCUGGAGCUUUCCGUCAUUAAAGCCUAAAGAUCAAAAUCUCUAGAUCAGCUGUUAAUAUGACUUUGUGGUAAUAAUUAGAAAUGUUUAGGAAACAGUUUUCCCUUCAUUUAAAAACAAAAAAAGUGCAACUUCUGUUUCUAACUGGUAAAUAAGUGGUGAUUACCUGGAAAAGGAAAUAGCAGUUUUAACUGGGUGAUAUAUAAUAUACUUUAAAGUCUUUGAAAAUUCAAACUAACAUUCUAUGAAGACAUGAUAUUGGGUCGUUGCAUAGAAGUGUGUAGUCACCGAUCUUUCUCUGCAUUUUCAGUGUAACAGAAAAUCAUUAGUAAUAAUGUCUUUAUCAAAUUUUAGUUCCUAUGAAGAAACUUUCAAUUGUUCAAAUGUGUGGAUCUUGUGAUUUAAUCCAAAACUCUAGAAACAGCUUGAAUUUUGAGGUGGUUUUGUUUUGUCGACUUUAAAUUUUACUAGAUUAACGUGUAUUUACACAGGAUUGAGAAUUCAGAAUGUUUAAAGAGACACGUCGUUGGUCUUCAUGGGAUUUGUUGACACGAUUAAAGUGUGGAGUGGUACCAGCCUUAUUAUGUGCACUAGAGUGACAUGGUGGAAUAACAGGAAUAUUUAUUGUCCAGAGUAUUUUUCUGAUAUGUCAACACGACAAAUGUGCACAAAAUUGCACUAAAAGAAGUUGUGAUAUAAUUUGCUUUGAAUCAUUAAUAACAGAAAACCUGAUAAAUAAUUGGACAAACGAUAAAGAAACUAUCGUUCAGCUCGACACCCAAAAAAUACACCAGUAAAUAAAAUCAUCCUCGGGUCGACGUCGGCAGAAUUGGCCAAAGUGUCUCGACUGAGGAUGUUAUCGUUUCGUCUCAUCUCAUAGGUCAGAUGAGACGGUGUCAGCCAAUCACACACAACUUCCAGAGGGGGGCUGGUCGUGACACCACACCGCCCCCUGCUGGACAAGAACAGGAACUUAACCCCAAGAGCUGGAAUAGAGCAAAUAUGAAUAUUUUAUUUUUGGUUUAACAAGGUGAUAAUUUAUUUUUUUAUCGUACCUUUACCCAUAUGUGGGGGUAAAUGUUCUGUCUUUUACAUGUCUCUCCCCCUAAAUGUAUAAACUGUAAAGAAAUUAAGACACUGUGUGAAAAGUCACGAGUAUAAGCAGUAUUACUUGAGCUAACUCAAGUCUGUUUUGUUUGCUGCAAACACUCGGCCUCAGUCUGACGUUGAUUCUGUAUCGACAGACAAAAAAAAAAAAAAAACGAUGUUUCAUGAAGAAACACAAGCAGCAAAUCCAGACCUGAGUCCGCUCACUGAGCACGACGCCUCUGCGGAGCUGCUGCUCUGGUAAAAAGCUCUUCUUGAAAGUGUGAGUGUGUGCGUGUGUGUUAGAGCAGAUGUAGACGCCAUCUUUAGUCUUUGGUUUGUUUCACUUCACAUUUAAGGAGUUGGUAAAGAACUGCAUGCACGUUUACGUCCUCCUGUUUGAGUCAUUUUUCAUCACAGCGUCAAAACGGUCUUGUUACAGUCCUCACAGAGUCUAACGCAGUGACGGUCCGCGUGUCCUCUCAGAUCGUGAUAUUUAUUCAUGGAUAUUAGCCUCAAUGACUGAUCAGAGUUAUUUAGCAGCAUUUUCUGCAUCUGACAUUGUCCUGUUUGUUAGAACAGUGGAAGUAAGUGAGAUUAAAUCUUUCCAGAAGCU